AUGGAUGUGGGGCGCUCGGCUCGUCCGAGGCGACGCGAGAUGGCGGCGCCGAUCUCAGGAGGUGGUCGCUGUCGGUUAAGCAAGGUGGGGGCUAACAGGCGCCCACCUCCAGCUCGAGUAAGGGUGGCUGUGCGACUGCGGCCAUUUGUGGAUGGAACAGCUGGAGCAAGUGAUCCUCCCUGUGUGCGGGCUAUAGACAGCUACUCUCUAGAGAUUGCCAACUGGAGGAACCACCAGGAGACACUCAAAUACCAAUUUGAUGCCUUCUAUGGGGAGAGGAGCACUCAGCAGGAUAUCUAUGCAGGUUCAGUGCAGCCCAUCCUUAGGCACUUGCUAGAAGGGCAGAAUGCCAGUGUGCUUGCCUAUGGGCCCACAGGAGCAGGGAAGACUCACACAAUGCUGGGAAGCCCAACCCAGCCAGGAGUGAUCCCCCGGGCUCUCGUGGACCUCGUGCAACUCACAAGGGAGGAGGGAGCUGAGGGCCGGCCAUGGGCCCUCUCUGUCACUAUGUCCUACUUAGAAAUCUACCAGGAAAAGGUAUUAGACCUUUUAGACCCUUCAUCAGGAGACCUGGUGAUCCGAGAAGACUGUCGGGGAAACAUCCUGAUACCUGGCCUAACACAGAAGCCCAUCACUAGCUUUGCUGAUUUUGAACGGCACUUCUUGCCAGCCAGUCGAAAUCGGACUGUAGGAGCCACACGGCUCAACCAGCGCUCUUCUCGCAGUCAUGCUGUGCUCUUGGUCAAGGUGGAUCAGCGGGAACGUUUAGCCCCAUUUCGCCAACGGGAGGGAAAACUCUAUCUAAUUGACUUGGCUGGCUCAGAGGACAACCGGCGUACAGGCAACAAGGGCCUUCGGCUGAAAGAGAGUGGAGCCAUCAACACCUCCCUCUUUGUUCUGGGCAAGGUGGUGGAUGCACUGAACCAGGGCCUUCCUCGUGUGCCUUACCGGGAUAGCAAGCUCACUCGCCUACUGCAGGACUCUCUGGGUGGCUCAGCCCACAGCAUCCUCAUUGCCAACAUUGCCCCUGAGAGACGCUUCUACCUAGACACAGUCUCUGCGCUCAACUUCGCUGCCAGGUCCAAAGAAGUGAUAAACCGCCCUUUUACCAAUGAGAGCCUACAGCUUCAUGUCUUGGCACCCGUUAAGCUUUCUCAGAAAGAACUGCUAGGCCCAUCAGAGGCAAAGAGAGCCCGAGGUCCUGAGGAAGAGGAAAUUGGGAGCCCUGAGCACAUGGCAGCUCCAGCUUCUGCCUCCCAGAAACUCAGCCCCCUGCAGAAGCUGAGCAGUAUGGACCCAGCCAUGGUGGAGCGCCUCCUGAGCCUGGACCGGCUGCUGGGCUCCCAGGGGAGUCAGGGGGCUCCUCUGCUGAAUACCCCAAGGCGAGAGCGGAUGGUGCUCAUGAAGACAGUGGAGGAGAAGGACUUGGAGAUUGAGAGACUUAAGAUGAAACAAAAAGAACUAGAAGCCAAGGUGCUGGCCCAGGAGGCUGCAAACCCAAAGGAGAAAGAGAAUUGCUCUCCUACAAUGCUCCGACCCCUUUCCCAUCGCACAGUCACAGUGGCAAAGCCCCUGAAAAAGGCUGUGGUGAUGCCCCUACAACUGAUUCAGGAGCAGACAGCAUCCCUAAAUGCUGAGUUCCAUAUCCUGAAGAAUAAAAGCCGAAAAAGAAAGUCCCUGGAUGGCUCAGAGCCUGAGAUGAAGGCUGAGGACUGCUGGGAACUACAGAUAAGCCCCGAACUACUGGCUCAUGGGCGUCAAAAAAUACUGGAUCUGCUGAAUGAAGGCUCGGCCCGGGAUCUGCGCAGCCUGCAGCGCAUUGGUCCAAAGAAGGCGCAGCUUAUCGUGGGCUGGAGGGAGCUCCACGGCCCGUUCAGCCAGGUAGAAGACCUGGAACAAGUGGAGGGCAUAACUGGGAAACUGAUGGAGUCAUUCCUGAAGGCGAACAUCCUCAGUCUCGCCGCUGGCCAGCGCUGUGGUCCCUACUGAAGGCUGUCUUUUUUUGUUUUUUAAUCGUUGUAUAACCGCAUGUUGUGUAAAUACAGUUCUUAUUCCAGUG
This is a messenger RNA of Otolemur garnettii (small-eared galago), 2059 nucleotides long. It is a transcript of the gene KIF22, whose product is annotated as kinesin family member 22. Gene Ontology annotation, molecular function: microtubule motor activity; microtubule binding; ATP binding. The coding region runs from base 1 to 1989 and encodes 662 amino acids. Gene Ontology annotation, biological process: mitotic spindle organization; microtubule-based movement; DNA repair. NCBI's taxonomy places the organism in Eukaryota, Metazoa, Chordata, Mammalia, Primates, Galagidae. The transcript is spliced from 14 exons. The record is from RefSeq and is a predicted model, not a curated record.